AUGAACAUUUCAGUGCCUAAACAUGCUCCAACUGAUGUAGAAGUCUUUCAAGAAGGAGACAAUGUCCUUGUUGAUUUUGAGCCUCUGCCACUGAGCAAGAUUCCAGGGCAGGACGCCGGCUGUGAAGUCCGCGUUUGUGAGAAUCCUGACGUUAUUACAUCUUGUGACGUUCGAAGCGUACCUCCACGUACACCCACUGCUGAAUUUCGAAGUCUCCAACCACACUCAACAUAUUACGUGGCUGUUGCGUGUAAGACAAGAGCAGGCAUGGGCCCUCAAAGUCCGUGGCUAACGUUCACCACUGGGAAAUUGGAGACUAAAAAACCUAGAAAGACCACAACAACAGUAACAACAACUACUACUGCUCCUGAACCGGUAAAUGUUUCACAAAAGCUUUGCAGAUCAAAUUUCCAGAACCAUAUCGUGUAG
Messenger RNA from Cooperia oncophora, 429 nucleotides. The record is from the annotation of a GenBank genome assembly. NCBI's taxonomy places the organism in Eukaryota, Metazoa, Nematoda, Chromadorea, Rhabditida, Trichostrongylidae.